This is a messenger RNA of Sipha flava (yellow sugarcane aphid), 1651 nucleotides long. RefSeq lists its product as uncharacterized. Lineage: Eukaryota; Metazoa; Arthropoda; Insecta; Hemiptera; Aphididae. The record is from RefSeq and is a predicted model, not a curated record. Bases 914 to 1420 code for a protein of 168 amino acids. The transcript has 2 exons.
UUCAACUAAACAAAAGGAAAAAGUGAACCCAAGCUGCUAAUAUUCUUAGAAUAACAUAAAUUUAUUAGUGUUUCGUGGUAAAAAUUUAGAUAAUGAAGAAGAUAAUGAAUGAAAUCUCCGACCAUUAGCACUUUUGUUUCUGUCUGACUUUGUGUUUGAGUGUUUCUUAAAUUAGUUAGUGUCGUGAUAGUUUCAUUACGAAUAAUUUACGUAAAAAAAUAUAAACAAAUUUAUAAAAUGCCAAAAAUUGGGUCAAGUCUGUCGUCAAAAAUUAAAACCUGGAUAUCAAAUUACCCGGAGUUGAAAUCUGAUGGAAAAUCUGUUUUCUGCGCUUCUUGUGAAAAAUCAAUCGGAUGUGAAAGGAAAUCUCAAAUUGAUGCUCAUUGUAACAGUGAAUAAAUUAAAACUAAAAAAAAAACAAACCGAUACAACAACAAAUUACAGAUUCUUUUGAAACACCAAGCAGUCAAAACCAAUUUUAUAUUGAUUUGUGCCAGGCUUUAGUAGGAGCAAAUAUACCAUUUUUCAAACUGCAGUCCCUACCGUUUAGAUCCUUUUUACAAAAAUAUACAAAUAAAAGUAUACCUGACGAGAGCACACUCAGGAGAAAGUAUCUGCAAGUUUGUUUCGAUUCGACUAUGGUUAAAAUUCGUCAAAAAAUUGGAGAACAUUAUAUAUACGUCAUAGUCGAUGAGACCACUGAUGCUAGAGGACUUUAUAUAUGUAACCUUUUGGUUGGAAUUCAUCACCAGGAAAUUGAUCACACGCCAUUUUUAAUUGCCUGUAAGGUUCUCCCUAAAACAAAUUAUGACACUGUCUCUCAAUUUAUUAACGACAAUCUGAUGAAUUUUUUUUACAAAAUUCAGAUUAUCAGUAUAAAGUGCUUCUCCUUGUAACAGACGCGGCACCUAAUAUGAUAAAAACUGGACAAGCUUUGAAAACAUUCUACCCAUGUACUACCUACUGUGUAGCCCACGGGUUAAAUAGAGUAUUAGAAAAAUUCCGCGAAAUUUUUCCAGAAGUAAACAAGCUGGUAAAUAAUGGGGAAAAAAUAUUGCUUAAAUCACUGCACCGAGUAGAGGUAUAUAAAAAUAUUAUGGAAUGUGAACUAUCACCAGAGCCUGUGAUCACAAGGUGGGGAACAUGGUUGGAAGCAGCUUUAUUUUAUGCCGAAAAUUUUAAUAAAUUUAAAAUGUUUAUUAAUGCAUUGGAUGAAGACGUACAGACUAUCAAAAAAUUGAAGAGAAUCAUAACUUCGGCGUUAAUAAUUUCUGAUUUGACUUUCAUAAAAUCACAUUUGUCAACUUUUCCCCAGUCAUUAACUCAGUUAGAAACCCGAAAUAUAUCCCUCAAUAAACAAGUUGAAAUAUUUGAAACUAUAGGAGAAAGUUUUAAAAAAAUAAAUAACGAGAAAGGAUAAAUUAUAGCUCACAAAUUUAACUCCGUUGUGGAAAAAAACACAGGUUACGCUCUCAUAAAAAAAUACAACGACUGCAUAAAUGGUACGAAAAAUAUAAAUGUUGAACAACAGCCUGCAAUCGUCGCUUGCUACAAAAUGAGUCCUAACACUUGAAAGUAAAACUAAAGUAAAAGUUGAAGUAAAACGAACAUUUUCUAAAUUAAAAGACGUAUCGAGUGAUAGAAGGCACAA